Messenger RNA from Ilex paraguariensis (yerba mate), 1942 nucleotides. Lineage: Eukaryota; Viridiplantae; Streptophyta; Magnoliopsida; Aquifoliales; Aquifoliaceae. The record is from the annotation of a GenBank genome assembly.
AUGGGUUACACUUGUGAUUUCUGUGGAGCACAAAGGUCUAUGGUGUACUGUCGAUCUGAUGCAGCCUGUCUAUGUUUGUCUUGUGACUGCAAUGUCCACUCUGCAAAUGCUCUUUCACGACGCCAUUCAAGGACACUAUUGUGUGAAAGAUGCAGUUCACAACCCGCAUUUGUCAGAUGUGUCGAAGAGAAGAUAUCUCUUUGUCCGAACUGCGAUUGGAGUGGGCACGAUGGAUCUAACUCGGGUUCCACACAUAAAAGGGAACCACUUAAUUGUUAUUCUGGUUGCCCUUCGGCUUCAGAACUUUCUACUAUUUGGUCAUUUCUUUUAGAUUCCCCUUCUGUUGGUGAUUCUGCUUGUGAGCAGGGAAUGGGUGCAAUGAGCAUCAAUGAUAACUGUCCGAGGAACUCCCAAGGUGCCUCAGGGAAUAAUAACAAUCAAGAUAUGUCUGUCGCAGUUGAAGGGAGUGACUUUCAGAAUGCCGAUAACUCAAAAGUUUGGACAUGUGUCAUGGGUUCAUCCUCAGUGCCUCAACUUGACACCAGGCUACAUAAUAUAGACCAAACAAUGGGAUCCACAAAUUCUGUCUCACCAAAGCUUUGCUGUUCUGGAACUAAAGGGCCUGGACCAUGUGAAGAUGAUGAUUUUUAUGAGGACUUUAAUAUGGAUGAAGUUGACUUAAACAUUGAGAACUAUAAAGAACUUUUUGGUGUAACUCUUAAUAAUUGGGAACAGCUUUUUGAGAAUGAUGGGAUAGAUAGCUUGUUUGGUAUGAAGGACAUGUCUGGUGCCGAUUCAAACUGUCAGGGUGCAUAUGUUACCCAGGGCUCGUCAAUUGGACGAAUAAAUGCAAUGCAGCGAGCAUGCAGCAAUGCAGCAUCUGCUGAUUCCAUGAUGAGCUGUAAGACAGAACCAAACCUCUGUUUUCCUAGGCAAGCCCACUCCACUCUUUCAUUUUCUGGCCUCACUGAGAGUAGUACGGGAGAAUAUCAAGAUUGUGGAGCUUCUUCAAUGCUUCUCAUGGGAGAGCCUCCAUGGUGUCCCCCUUGUCCUGAAAGUUCCUUCCCUUCAACUAGCAGGAGUAGUGCUGUUUUGCGUUAUAAGGAAAAGAAAAAGGCGCGCAAAUUUGAGAAAAAAGUGAGGUAUGCCUCUCGCAAGGCUAGAGCUGAUGUAAGAAAGCGGGUGAAGGGACGCUUUGUCAAGGCUGGUGAUGUUUAUGACUACGACCCACUGAGUAAGACUCGAAGCUGUUGAGAAUGCAGUUCGUUAUUAUGCAUGAAGAAAGAGAUGAUCAAAUCUGAAACCGGAUUACUGGAUGCUUUUUACUCAAAUGACAUAUUGUCUGAUUGUAUCACCAGGGUCUGGGUUGUGUUCAAUGGAUAAAGGUGGAUGUGGAAAGCUGAUUCCACAGCAUCACUGCUGAAAUUCAAUACAAGAAGUUCUUUGAUCCAUCAUCAGAAAAGAAAAGAUGGAUCGUAACAUAAACUGACAAUGUAAAUUUACGCUGCUCAAGAGCAGCAAGCCAAAUUCCUCUCUCUGUUACACGGGACAAAUUCAAAACGUCGACCUUUUCGAGAGAAUGAGCAUCCAUCAACCUCCAUGGUCCUUCAUUAAUGUGGGUGUUUAUUCUAUCAACUUCAUAUCUUCUGUUUCUUCCUGCUCCUAAUCGCAUCAUACACUGGGGAUGUUGGAAUGGUGGGACGAAAAUUUGAUUAGCAGCCAAGAUAUGAAGAUUCUAGUUGUAACAUAUCAUUUUGUUGUUGUCAUGAAUACAUAGGAUCGGUUCUUAAGCCUUUCGGAGGCAUGAUGGGUGACGAGAUGUGGUCGGAAAAACUUUUUUCCUGAUUUUCUUUUUACUGAUGACAUGUACAUCAGAAAUAAUGUUUACACAGCUGAGAAGGGACAUCAAUCUGUAAUAAUCCUAUUAUAUAAAUCGUGGAUG